AUGAGCACCGAAAACAAGGAGUGGUCAAGGACCAAACUGUCGCUCGAAAAACCAUAUAAAGACGCAAAUGGAUCACUCAUUCGCAACCUGUUGGACAUCUCCAACGAGGAAGAGUUCAUAUACGAGCAGCCAAAGUCUAUCGAUGAACAACUAGGAACGCGUCUCCAGCGCGUGUUUGACGAGCGAGGAAACACUAUAUGGGAUGAAUAUACUCCUCAGUGGCUCGAGGAUGAUUCCAACGCGCCAGAAGCAGACGAUGAUACCGAGGAAGGAGAAGACGAGGAUGAGGAAGAGUCAGAAGAAAAGCAGGUCAAGACGAAGAAGAAGCCUAUGAAAGUCGAAGAGCUCGCAAAACUUAGAUCCGAGGUCGUGCCCAUGCUCAUGCAAGUCGUUCGCAAUCCUCCGCAAGCCCUGAAUGAACUCAUGAUAUCGCGUGAUGCUCUCGGGGUGUAUCUACAAAGUGCCUCGCCAAACGCGCCAACAGAAGGAAUAACACCAGAGCUCAACACGCUUCCACCAAAAGCCAUAGCAUCGACAAUUAUCACAAAGAACCCUCCACUUCCCUCCAUUCAAGCAUUCAAUGCACAACUGGCUGUGGGCGGCAAAGACGAGGCUUUGCGUAAAUCAGCCGCUGCAUUCAAGACAGCAGCCCUUAGCAUGCGGCGGGCCUUGGCUUCGGGAGAACGUUACUGGACAGACGCUUUGCGGGCUCGGAAUGCAAACUGGCCUAUAAUCGCCGCCCCACUGAUUUACAACCGCAUGACUCGUCGCUCAGGCGAUACCAAUACGAUGGAUGUAUGCAUCUCUCAUGGACUCGAAAACUCCCCACGAGAUCUGCAUUCAUCUCUGGUCUGGUUGAACACGGAGGAUGGAGUUGGACCUAUUGCACAAGGCAAUAGAAAGCCUUCGCGCCUUUGUGUUCUCGUCGAAACUCAGAGCCCUGACGGUACAAAGGUCAUUUCAAGAAGUACGGUCGUUCCGCAACUGGUAGAUAAAGAGGACGAAACGGUCGAACAGGUGCUUGAGGAUAUGCAAAGAGAGUCUAUAGAUAGAGAGAUAUUUGCAGAGCUGGUCGCCAACGCGCCUCAUCUCAAGACCGCCACAGCCUGGGUGCGAGAACAAACAGUAUCCGUCGAAAUAUCGCCAAAAACUUCCUUACGCUUUGAAAUUGCUGCCGAGGCGGACCUUGAGCCAUCGCCUCUGUCAGGUUCGGAUCCAGUUGUGAAUGCAAUUUGCGAUGCCAUCUACUAUGCAUUGCGACUCGUUUUGCUUCGACUACAUGCAUAUAAUGUCGCCCAACGCCGUUCUCAGAAUCGGCAACCCGGCCUCCCCAGACCGCCUUUGCUCGAUGGCGUCGUUGAAUUGUUCCUCUACCAUACCUUUGUUAGCAGCCUGGAACGCCAUCUUAGAAUGUUUGUUCGCGGGCUGGAGCAAUCUGGUAUCGAGGUCUUCUUGCGAUUCAAUCGACUGGGCGAAACGGCGGACGAACUCGUCUCUCUCCUUGCUGCGCCGUACACGACAGAGGACCAAAUAAGAAAAAAGACUAUCGGAGGUGAAAUCUUGUUACGGCUCGCUGGAAGACAAACUCUCCGCUUCACAAUGAUCUCUCCUUCGCAACUGACGGCAUACCUGGCACAAUCCACAUUUUUGAUUCACUCGAUAUCACAACUUGAAGAAGUUUUACGGCACGAAGUAAACCGUUGCGUGUUGGUUGGUAUCUGUGACAUUGGUCGAGAGAAGAUGACAGGAGCAGCCAAAGAAUCGUGGUUCAUGGACGUUGUAGAAGCAAAGUGCUUUGCGUCCUGGGAUGGUACAAAUAUGUGCGUGUCCGGAAUUGCUAUAGUCGUGAGCUAA
Serendipita indica DSM 11827 is the source of this 1854-nucleotide messenger RNA. The record is from the annotation of a GenBank genome assembly. Lineage: Eukaryota; Fungi; Basidiomycota; Agaricomycetes; Sebacinales; Serendipitaceae.